GAAAAAGAAAACGUCACAGAUGGUGAGAACAUAAACUGGUUAUUUGCAAGGAGGUAGAUGGAGAGGGCAGACAAACGUAUCAUGUGAGACAUCUCAAUUAAUCAGUGCCAUCUUCUUUGUUUUACUCACGAGAAAGCAGCAUUUUUUACCUUUUGGAAACGUAAUUUUGAGUUUGAAUGGCCAGAGCAAGACGGCAACAGCGUGUGCAUAAUGUGUACAUGCAGCAUAAUCAAAUCAAUUCGUCAGAUGUCAAAAAACCCAAGAUGGCGUCGCGCGGAGGGCGAACGCCCGGCCACACUGCGCCCCUCUCGGGCCCUGGUAGGUCGAAAACCCCGGUCAGGGUCGGCUACUACGAAAUCGAGAGGACUAUAGGGAAGGGGAACUUUGCAGUGGUGAAGCUGGCCACGCACGUCAUCACGAAAACUAAGGUGGCCAUCAAGAUCAUCGACAAGACGCAGCUGGACGAGGAGAACCUGAAGAAGAUCGUGCGGGAGGUGGAGGUGAUGAAGCAGCUGAGGCAUCCCCAUGUGGUCCGCCUCUACCAGGUCAUGGAGACAGAGAGGAACAUGUACCUGGUCACGGAGUACGCCAGCGGUGGGGAAAUAUUUGAUCACCUCAUAUCCCACGGUCGCAUGACAGAGAGGGAAGCCAGACAGAAGUUCAAGCAGAUUGUCGCAGCCGUCCACUAUUGCCACUGUAGAAACAUUGUACAUAGAGACCUCAAGGCCGAGAACUUAUUAUUAGAUGCCAAUAAGAAUGUCAAGAUAGCAGAUUUUGGGUUUAGCAAUUUUUUUGAGAAGGGUCAGUUGCUGAAGACGUGGUGUGGGAGUCCGCCCUAUGCCGCCCCUGAGCUCUUUGAGGGCCGGGAAUAUAACGGACCAAAGGCCGAUGUCUGGAGUCUUGGAGUCGUCUUGUAUGUACUAGUAUCGGGUGCUCUGCCUUUCGAUGGGCCAACGUUACAGGGUCUGCGAUCGCGAGUGCUGUCCGGACAGUUUAGGGUACCUUUCUUUAUGAGUCCAGAGUGUGAACAGCUCAUACGCCACAUGCUGGUGCUGGACCCCAACAAGCGCUACAGCACGGAGCAGAUUCUCAACCACAAGUGGACCAAGACGGGCGAGCCCGACGCCAGCUUUGAGGACAUGAUCGCCGAGUACGACCAGCGGGCGGGCACGGUCAACGGGCCGGAUCCCAUCAACGAGCCCAUCGUUCAGCACAUGGUGUCCCUAGGCAUCGAGCGGGACCUCAUACUACAGUCCUUGAACGGCAAAAGCUUUGACCAAUUCAGUGCAAUCUACCACCUCUUCCUGGACAAGUUAAAACGACAUCAAAAGUCCAACUCCCAUCCAGCCGAGGGCAGCCGCGCGGCCCCUGCCACGGCCACCAGUCCGUCCCUGUCGCCUAGCGAGGGCAGCACGCCAGACGCAGUGGCAUCCAUGUCCUCGGUCGCCUCGCUGUCGUCGGGCGGGGGGAGAAGGCAGGGUCUGUUGCCUGGAGCUAUACCACAGGUGCGCUUCACCAACGAGAAUGACCAGAUUAUCAUACAGACUGACCAGCCAGUGGACGUGGACAGUGACCCGGAGGAGCCCUCUCCCGAGGCUCUGGCCCGCUACCUCCAGAUGCGCAGACACACUCUGGGCCUGGCUGACCCCAGCCAGGAGAUCCCGGACAACCUGAAGAUGAAGCUGUUGCCCGCCCAGCACGCCCAGCCCAGCACCGAGGGCGGCGCCCUGGGCCAGCACCCCCCACCCACCUUGACGCCUGUGGUCCUCAACACCAACCUGCCUAUGAACUUGCCACUGAUGACCGGUUUUAACCAGCCAGAGCAGCCGGUUACGUAUAAGGAACAAAAUCUUUUGAAGCCGCCAGCGUUGGAGGCCACAGGGGGACACAGCAACUUCAGUCGGCGGGCGUCGGACGGCGGCGCUAACAUGUACUUACACUUGCAACAGUUCCAGAACCAGUUUCUCAGCAAGAGAACCAGCCAGCCGGUCAACGUAGACCCGACUGGACAGAGCUCAGGGGAAUCAGUACAGCAGAGACUACCGCCGGUCUCGGCGACCGGCGUACCCGAGGAGGCAGAGAAUUCAGACGAAGAGGAGCCCGACCAAGAAGAGGUUCAAAGGUAUUUAAGGAAUAGAGGAGGCCGCUUCAGGCACACGUUGUGUUCGGAGGCACCCUCGCAUGACCUGCCGGAGGAGGUGCGGCGGAACCUGCUGCAGCAGCCCAUCAACACCCCGCCGCGUUCGUCUCGCCGCGAGCGUUUCCACGUCCCACCCGACCGCAACCCCCACCUGCGGGACAUGAGCCUCUACCCGCCGGCCAACUACGUCUACACCCGCCGGGCCUCGGAUGGCAUGCCCAACUUGCACGCCUUCAAGGCCCACCUGGAGCGGGUGGCUGCCGGGGCGGCGGCCUCGAGCGGGGCCGGGGGUGGCGGCAGCAGCUCGGGCAGCCAGAAGAGCUCGCUCAAGCAGCUGCACAAGGAGUACCACCAGCUGCAGAAGCAGUGCUCACCGGUGGACGCCAAGCUGCAGGAGCUGCAGCAGGCCCAACACCAGCUGCACAAGGAGAAGAUGCUGAACCAGUUUCAAUUAGCCCAGGGUGGUAUAGGAAGUGGUACACCUCCAAUGAUACCGACAGUGAGGGCAGAGCCAGCAACGGACAUCCAGACGCAAGCCCUUCAACAACACCUACAGAGAUUACACCUCCAGAGACAAUGCGACAGCCCACCUAUGCUGAAAAAGCUUCACAGUCCUACUAGCCGAGCUAGCCCCCCUACCUCCAUCAGCCUCCCAGUCCAUCCUGAGGAGGUCCUUGAACCGUCCACUGAUCCCACCGUCUACCCGUCACACCCCAUGCCCACUGACAUCAGUCCCACACUCGACACCCAGCCAGAUGGCAGGCCCAGCAAUGUGGGGAGCUCCUCGCAGCGGGGCAGCCCACUGAGCCAGGCCGGGGCGGCAGGGGGUGGUCCCCUGUCAUCCCAGCGGGCCAGUCCACACACCCAGUCCGGGGAUAACUGGUUCGGUGGGGUCAGGCCAGGCUUUUCUCCCUCCCCGCCGGUGAUUGUGACUUCGGCGGGUGGGGAGAUGGUCGACAUGGUCAAUGUCGGGGGACAAAGCAGUGACUCGCUGGAGAAUGUACUGCCGAGGCUGUUCCCAAACCAGGGGUGCCGCUCCUCACAGGGAGAGAUUUCGGUGAACCCCAGUGACCUCGCAUCAAGUUUGAUGUAUCAGCAACAGCAGCAGCAACAACAGCAGCAGCAGCAGUUGCAGAUGAUGCAAGCUGCUCAGUCACUGCAAAAGCAGGAGGCAUUACAACAGCAGAUGACUCUUCAGGGUCAUCAGAUCAAUCUCUUACAGCAGCAGCAGCAGCAGCAGCAACAUCAGCAGCAGCAACAGGCACAGCGACGUGUCACAUUUGAACAAAUGGAUUGUGAUAUGAGCAGGCAGCAAGGAGUACCCAGCGAUGUGACCUUACCACAACAGUCCAACAGUCUCUUUCACCAUCAGCAGCAGCAGUCGCACUCAGUCACAAACACAAGCGGAGUGCCAUUCCACCCCGGCCAGCACCCGUCCAAUCAACCGCAUGAAACCCCAAAUCUACCCCUCCCCAGGCUGAACGAGGGUCUCCAGUUCAACCUCGUCGGGGACCAGCAGCAGCCGGCUAUGCCAGUGGUGCCGCCCCCUCAGCGCUUCCCUCUGCCCAAUCUGGUGUCGCCGGGAACGUUCAACUACUUGCAAGGUAUCAACCAGCAGCAGGAGAUUGAUGACACCGACUUGUUACAGGCUAUGGAAGACUCCAGCACAAUGCAGGAGGCACCGCAGGGAGAAGCAGUCGUGCAGGGAUUUCUAGCAUUUGGGCUGACCGAUGGCAACAUCAGGCAAAGUCGCAAUCACCAACGGCACAACGCAAUGCCUGGGGUUGAUGCCCAAGUUCCAACGCAGCUGCUACGCAGAACAAUUCGUGUCCCCUCAGGUGACCUGAGCCAGUUUUUCAACACCACCAACAACAACAGCGUUGAUAGUGGCAGCAGCGGGAUCAGGAAGCUGGACAGUGCCUCUGGUCAGUUGCAGCAUAUACCACCAUUAAUAGCUCAGGGGAUGAACAUGAGCUGCAGUAUGACCUUGAGUGAGUCGGACAUGCAUGCUGCUGAGCCCUCCCCGAUCAAACACGCCAAGUCCUUUUGCAUGACCACCUGCAAAGGGCUAAAUGAGAUUGUGGCAGAGAUCAGGCGGACUCUGGACUGCAAGCAGCCGGCUCUGAUCUAUGAGAACAUCGAGAACCUCUUCCAACUACACCAGAACGGUGUGCGCAUGGAGAUGGAGGUGUGCCGGGUGCCCGGCUUGGCGCUGAAUGGCCUGAAGCUGCGUCAGUUGGCUGGAGACGCCAUGCAGUACAACGAACUCUGCCAGGAUAUCCUGGCGACAAUGAAUUUGUAACACACACUGUUAGUGCAUCUCAAAGACAGGAGAAGCUCUUUUAAGAAUUUGCUAGCACUUCGACGGCAGAUCAGGUGUGACUUGGCAAGGUCAGUUUCCUUCUAGACCCUGAUGACAUGCUGUUUGCAUCUGUGGAAUGCGGACAGCCAGUCAUCUGUCAAAAGUCAUAGCCUCGCAUCAGCUGCAAAACGUGGAUCCACAAGUCAGCUGCGUGUUGACAAGCAAGUGACAGUGACAGCAGAGCCCACAAGCUAAUCGUAGUCAUUCAUAUGUAGUCAUUGGCACGCCAGAGGAUGUGUGGCCAAGUACAUGGUAGAUGGUCCAGGAGCUUCAACCGACGUAUUUGGUUUCAAGCUUUAUCCUGGAUGAGUUUGUGUUCAGCACGGUGUUUAGAUGAUCAACAAAAUUAGCUGUUCUGGCACUCAAAGCAAACACUAAGGUAUCCUGUCCCUUAUUAUGUUUCUCAACAGAUAGUUUCUGUUGAUUCACUGAAGCUCAUCUCCACAAAUGGUGAUUCGUUGAUACAUGUGUCAACAUUUUCACACUCUAUGCACAGCUUGUCACAGUUUUGAGUAUGUUGCCAGUUCAGUAGCAGUAACCAUACUGUGUGAGUCAUUUCACUGGCCACCUUGCCAAACUGACAGGUUGAUAUACAUGUAUGAGUGGCUCUGUCAAGCAUCUGACAUGGUGGCAUGCCAACUGGGUACACAUCCAUGCACCUGUUCAUGAAUUGCUGCUCCAUUUGUAUCGAUGCAUCUUGUUGAUACUUAUCUGUCAACAAUGUGUGCUUGUAGAAUGACUCGUGUAAAAAAAAAGGAUGGUGGCUAGCGAGUGGACGAUUGCAGCAUUUAUUUGAGCAGUGCUUCACGUGCACAGAUCAACACUGUAAGUUGUGAGUAGUUGUACUGCCGGGUUUUGUUUGUGACUGGUUGAGUUUGCUGAAAGCCAGUCACCCUUGAAAACCAAUCGGUUUUAAUGGGCUACUGUUUUUUAUAUUCCACCGUGAAAGUGGAUGGCUCUGGAAUUGUGUCUGUUUUGUAGCAAUUUGCUAAACAGAUUUAUUCUCAUUCACAAAGUGUGCUUCAACCAACAUUUUCAUCUGACCGUAAAGAAUGUAUAUUUUCUAAAAAGGUAUUGUUUUCACGAUUUUGAAAUUUGCUUGUUUGCUGAACUACAUGUAUUUUUGGUUGAUUUGGUAUGAAAAUUAACCACUUUUUAUUUUGCUACUUUAUUUUGGUGCGCACAAUAAUAUUGAAUUUGUAAUUGGUAAACAUCAACGAUGUCAUUGCCAAGACACUUGGCAAUGCUCCACAGAAAUUUGUCCAGAAUUUGUCAGUUACAUGUACGUGUGUUACAGACGUUGCAUGUUUGUGUAUUUCGGACAAAGUGCUUGUGUUUGUGGGAACAGAGGAGAGAUUAUCUUUGAGGAACUUCGUGAGGAAGAGAGUGGUGCAUGAGAGAUAAAGCACGUGUACCCAGGGUCCGUACAUUACUCCAGCACAAAAACCCUAAACGGCCAAGUCAGGACACCAGACAGGACUUGUGCAGUGAUGUCACACAGUGAUAACUGCAUGGUGCAUCUAGGGGGCAUUGUGGAAACACUGCCACUUCUGUUGCAGUCAUAGGCCUGUUAGUCAGAUCCCACGCCCCCCCAACACCUUCAGCUGCCCACUGAUUUUAUUAUGCAUGUACAUGUAGUAGUAAAAUGCGGUUCUACGGAAUGCUCAGGCUCUGAUGGACAUUCAUCCUAAAUUGCCUUUGGCUGCUGGGCCAGCAUCCACACUUCAUGUACAUGUAUGUUUUUUAGGGGCAAUGCCUUUGGAAUAUCGUAUCCCUCACCCAACCAAUUCCUGACAAAUUUGCCCUUGCCUGUGGUCUUGAUUAUAGUAGCUCCUCCAACUUGCGGCUUUUCUCGAGGUUUACGCUGGCUUCGUGAAUUCAUUUCGGGAAGUUGGCUCACAGUGGCCUCUUGCUGCUGCUUUAGUAACAAAUUUUAUUUUCAUUUCUCACAUGGUCACACCAGGAAUGUUUUAAAGCGAUUAGGGAAACUAAGUUCCCUUCAAUUUUGAUGGGAAAACUGACCUGUGUCUUCGAAUAUUGAAAUAACACUUCUCAAACAUGAUCAGUGAUCAGAUGGUUAAGCACGUUUUGAAACGUACCUCUUUGCUACGGCUCCCUGACUCCUGAAUCCUUGAAUGUGGAUUAAUCCAAUGGCACGUUGAAGCUUCACAGAUGGCCCAGUGCUCUGUAUUGAAGGAUGGCCUCAUGCAGUAUAACAAGGUGUUUCCCUCAACAUUGCAAAGACUUGUUAAUUGUGAUGCUGGCUGUAAUGAGCCUUUUGUGCAUCGCAUUUGAAUAAAAUCUGGUACACUGAGUUCUUUAAGGUCACGUGAACAUAACAACUUGCAUUCUC
Messenger RNA from Acanthaster planci (crown-of-thorns starfish), 6855 nucleotides. RefSeq lists its product as uncharacterized. Gene Ontology annotation, molecular function: ATP binding; tau-protein kinase activity. NCBI's taxonomy places the organism in Eukaryota, Metazoa, Echinodermata, Asteroidea, Valvatida, Acanthasteridae. The record is from RefSeq and is a predicted model, not a curated record. Gene Ontology annotation, cellular component: cytoplasm. Gene Ontology annotation, biological process: intracellular signal transduction; microtubule cytoskeleton organization; protein phosphorylation.